This is a messenger RNA of Gallus gallus (chicken), 10467 nucleotides long. RefSeq names its product kelch like protein 15 (gene KLHL15). The record is from RefSeq and is a predicted model, not a curated record. Lineage: Eukaryota; Metazoa; Chordata; Aves; Galliformes; Phasianidae. The transcript has 4 exons. Gene Ontology annotation, biological process: nuclear protein quality control by the ubiquitin-proteasome system; protein ubiquitination. Bases 429 to 2243 code for a protein of 604 amino acids. Gene Ontology annotation, molecular function: protein binding. Gene Ontology annotation, cellular component: Cul3-RING ubiquitin ligase complex; nucleus.
GGGGACAGCGCGCGUGCGCCUUGCGCCCGCCGCCGGGUAACGGUGGCGGGUCGGUGGGGGUGGCGUAGGUGGGUUGUGUGUGGCGCCUCCGUGUGUGCCUGUGGGGCGGGGGGCUGUCUCUCAGAACGGCGGGCUGGCCGGGCGCGGGGUCACCGCCUGCCACUGCUGCGUGUGCGUGCCUGUAAAGUGUCGGAGUAGCUGCGGUGGGAGGAUCAGCAUGAGGCCCGGCCUGGUUGGGAGGCGCCCCAACCCAGGAGGCUUUGGCCUGUGCUUGUGGCUGUGAGGACGUCGGCGCUUGUCGAUGCGUAUCUAACAGCAUGGAAACGUUUGAAUCCACUUCUGUGGCAGUGUGUAGGAGAGACCUGAAGAUCAUCUCACGCCUCAGCUUACCACAAACUGCAAACAGCAAAAUGACAGUCAGGUGAUUCAUGGCAGGGGACGUGGAAGGGUUUAGCUCCUCCAUCCAUGACACCAGUGUCUCUGCUGGAUUCAGAGCACUGUAUGAGGAGGGAUUGCUUCUUGAUGUCACACUUGUCAUUGAAGACCACCAAUUUCAGGCCCAUAAAGCACUGCUUGCCACCCAGAGUGAUUACUUCAGGAUUAUGUUCACAGCUGACAUGCGAGAACGAGAUCAGGACAAAAUCCAUUUGAAAGGUCUGACAGCUACAGGCUUCAGUCAUGUCCUCCAAUUCAUGUAUUAUGGAACUAUUGAACUGAGUAUGAACACUGUUCAUGAAAUCCUUCAGGCUGCCAUGUACGUCCAGCUUAUAGAGGUGGUAAAGUUUUGCUGCUCUUUUCUCUUAGCUAAAAUCUGCCUAGAAAACUGUGCGGAAAUUAUGAGACUUCUGGAUGAUUUUGGUGUAAACAUCGAAGGAGUCAGGGAAAAAUUGGACUCUUUCCUGCUAGAGAAUUUUGUGCCGCUCAUGUCCAGACCUGAUUUCCUUUCGUAUCUGAGCUUUGAAAAGCUCAUGUCUUACUUGGAUAAUGAUCAUCUGAGCAGGUUUCCAGAGAUAGAGCUGUAUGAAGCUGUUCAGGCCUGGCUGCGCCAUGAUAGAAGACGCUGGAGGCAUACGGACACCAUCAUUCAGAACAUCAGGUUUUGUUUGAUGACACCAUCCAGUGUUUUUGAGAAGGUAAAAACAUCAGAGUUUUACCGAUACUCCCGGCAGCUGCGACAUGAGGUUGACCAAGCCAUGAAUUACUUUCAUAGCGUUCACCAGCAGCCUUUGAUGGAAAUGAAAUCGAACAAAAUUCGUUCUGCCAAACCCCAGACUGCCGUGUUUAGAGGAAUGAUAGGACACAGUAUGGUAAACAGUAAAAUUCUUCUCUUGCACAAACCGAGGGUCUGGUGGGAACUAGAGGGUCCUCAAGUACCUUUACGACCAGACUGCCUUGCCAUUGUGAAUAACUUUGUGUUCCUGUUAGGUGGGGAAGAACUGGGGCCAGACGGUGAGUUUCAUGCUUCAUCCAAAGUGUUUAGAUAUGACCCAAGACAGAACACUUGGUUACGAAUGGCAGACAUGUCUGUCCCGCGUUCUGAGUUUGCUGUUGGAGUUAUUGGGAGGUACGUUUAUGCAGUGGCUGGGAGAACCAGGGAUGAAACCUUUUAUUCAACUGAACGGUAUGAUAUUACUGAAGAUAAAUGGGAAUUUGUAGAUCCCUAUCCAGUCAAUAAAUACGGACAUGAAGGAACUGUGCUGGGUAACAAGUUGUAUAUCACUGGUGGAAUUACAUCGUCUUCAACUUCUAAGCAAGUGUGCGUAUUCGAUCCCAGUAAAGAGGGGACAGUAGAGCAGCGAACAAGGAGAACUCAAGUGGCCACUAACUGUUGGGAGAACAAAUGCAAAAUGAAUUAUGCAAGAUGCUUUCACAAAAUGAUUUCUUAUAAUGGUAAGCUUUAUGUUUUUGGUGGUGUCUGUGUGAUCCUCAGGGCCUCCUUUGAAUCUCAAGGAUGUCCAUCCACAGAGGUUUAUGACCCUGAUACUGAUCAGUGGACUAUAUUGGCUUCUAUGCCAAUUGGUAGGAGUGGUCAUGGUGUAGCUGUUCUGGACAAACAGAUAAUGGUUCUUGGAGGCCUCUGUUACAAUGGUCAUUACAGUGACUCAAUUCUCACCUUUGAUCCAGAGGAAAACAAGUGGAAGGAAGAUGAAUACCCAAGGAUGCCCUGCAAGCUGGAUGGCUUACAGGUCUGCAGCUUGCACUUCCCUGAAUAUGUUUUGGAACACGUUAGACGUUGCAGCUAAAACAGAAUAAACACUCUUAGUGAAAUAUGAAAAACUGAAUCUUAUUGGUCAGAAAAAAGUAAAUCAUUCCGAAAGUAAUGCCUCCUAUGUAUUUCCAUGGAAACUACAACAUAUACAAGGAGCACAGUAACGUUACUUGAUUGAGCAAAUUCUUGGCUGCAAAACAGUAUUUUUCACCAUAGUAACCACUAUGGGCUGUUCAUUUUCAACAGUAAUGAACAAGAGCCUGCAUGCUGUGCUUGUAAAAAUCUGCUCCAGCGGAUGUGACCCACUGUUCCACAGCUGCUAUGGUGGCAUAGUUCGUAGGAAAAUGUUGUCUAUGCAGUCCGUCUUUCAUCGGCUUUGAAUACAUGGAAAUUGGAAGACCUCAAGUCCAGAUGAUAGGAUGGAUGUGGUGAAACAGCCCAGCCUAGAUUGGCAGCGUGAUCCACGGUCUUCAUACUAGUAUGGGGCAUGGAGUUACUGUGUUACAGGAGGAAGGCUGUCUUCCUUUUUGGUUUGUGUCAUGUCAGGCCUGUCAGCUAGUUGUCAUGGCAACAGCUUUGCACUGCAGGUGUUUGAGACAUACCAAGCACACCCCAAAAAGUCAUAAAGUAUUUUUUGUUGAUCUUUUACAGCCUGACUCUGGAAGUUUGAGCCUUCAGCUUAAUCAGUGUCGUGAUGGAAUGGUCAGAGUUGAUGGUUUAUUUGGGUUCCAGGAAAUCCAGAAGGAUCACUGCUUUUCUAUCCCAAAAGACUGUGCGCAUAUUUUACCUGCUGAGAGCUGCAUCCUGAACUUUUUCUUUGAGGAAUUCGUGUUCAAUGGACUGCUGUUUUGACACUGGCUCAAAAUUUUGACAGCAAAUCUCAUCACCAGUAAUGAUGGGAUCCAGAAAACCAUCACUUUCAGCCUUGCGUUGGAUUCCUGGUCAUAACUCACUGAUUCACACAGAUGUUCUGUUUGAGACACUCUUCAUUUCAUGACGUGACAGCUGUGUACAUCCAUCUGGAAUGUAGCUUGUCUUUCACAUCACCUACCACUGCUGAAAUGCACCACCCACUGCCUCACUGUACUCGCAUCCACUGUUGAUCUCCAGAAACGUUCAGCACGUGUCAGUGAAUGUCAGUGGGUGCAAUUGUUUCCUGUUUUGUUGGAGGAAUUCGAAUCACACACACUUCACACCCACUUCCUCAGACUGCCCCUCUGCUACCAUCUGUCACACGGCAACAAAAUGUAGUGGACUAUUGGAGAGAAAGCUCAACGUCUACUGCUAUACCACCACUAUCUGCCUCCGACAUUGUGGGCCAACGUAAUACAAUAGGAGGCAUUACUUUUGGAGCAGCUAACGUACAAUCUAGUUGAAUUCCUUCAGAGACAUUAGCAUGUUGUGUGUAAGGACAACUGCUAAGUGCUUAAGAGAAGCAAGAUUUACAGGGAGAAUACUUACAAGCUUAUUAAAAAAGCCAAUAGUUGGUCUGAUAUUGUAAAAGUUGUGGGUUUUUUUUUGUUUUUGUUUUAACAAAUGCAGCUGUAAACAGGGGAAAGAAUAUAUAUAUUUUUUUGGGUGUGCAUAUUCUUUUAAUAGCAUUUCAUGUCCAUAAUAGUUUGAUUUUAUGUUUUUUGUUUGUUUUCCUGUGGCCAUGGUACCAGACUUCUUCUGAAAUCAAUUGAACUUAACAAAACAUUUGCGGAAGGAAGAAGGGCCUGAUUCUCUCUUUUUUUUACUGCUCAUCAAAGUAGAACUCAUCAGCUGUAGUAGGAUGCAACUAAGUUUAAAAGAACAAAACUAAAACCAUUCUUGUGUUUUCUGUUGUGUUUGAAUGCUCUUCCCAUUAAUUGCAAAGUAUUCUCACAUCUGCAAGGUGUUUCUGUUUUCCCUUUAAUACUAUUAAGUAUAACCUCGAUCUCUUUGCAUGUGUUUUUUUUCCAAGUUUUGUAUAUUAGUACUAGUAAGUCUGCCAAAAUGUGAAUUACACGUUUUCUACUGAAUUGAAAAAAACUUUAACUUUUUAAAAAUAUUAUUAUUUAAAACACUAUUUCUGUGCUGCCUUCUGUUGUCUGCAUUAUGUUUGUUGGUAAGUAAAGUAUGUACAUACACAUGCAUACACACUGUAAAAAAAAAAAAAAAAGUCUUUUUACAUGCAGCUAUAUUUGAACCAGUGCACAAAUUCAGCCAUAUCUGUUAAAUUUAAGGUGUAGUUUUAUCCAUUAGUGAACGAAAUAAGUCAAAGUUCUUACAUAACUGGAAGCCUCGUUUGGUAUCAAAAUACCUUUAGCAUAUACUGAUUGAUUCAGUAACUUUAAAAUCCUCAUACUGAUUUUACGUAAUGAACUGUUUAUAGUUUGUUGUUUUAUAAAUUAUUUUUAAAAAGCUAAAUGCAUCUUACCUGAGUUUGUUCUAUGUGUGAAUGUGCUACCAGUCUUCUUUUUUAUGAAAAUGGAAAAUGUCAGUAAGCAAAUGCUCACCAGCACUGCUUUGGCCCACAGUUAUUUUCAGAACUGGAUGUACUGUAGUGUAUUCUCAGCAGUGGCUUUGCUUGUACUCAUAUAGAAGUGGUAAAUCUUUUGUUAAUAGUAGUUUGUUUUGAAUUAUUGGCUGCUGUGAACUACUGUGUUUUGAGUUAGGUGGUUGGAUGGUACUACCAUUUAUGUUGCUACAAAAAAAUAACCACCUUCAUAGCUGUAGCUACUGACCUUAUAGUGCCUGAAAUGAAAUGUGCUGUUCCUGAGGGCUUUUAAUAACUCCAUUGUGUUAACUUGCAGAUAUUCUUGACAGUAUAUUGGUAAGAAUGAUUUGCCAAGGUAUAAAUAACGACAGUUCAAUUCUUACUUACUUUCUUUAAUGUUGUAAAAACAAUCACUUCUAGAAUCUGAAGGAGAGAUGUGGGUAGCUCAAAGGCUUACACUUAAUUCAGGAGAGUAGGGACAAAAUGCUGAAACAUGCACUUGCAUCUUUUGUGAAGUCUUAUGCUACUUUGUUUUUCUUUAAGCAGUAGACUUAGUAUACAGCAAUGCAGACCCACUUUAUUCAGCAUCUUCCAGUUAGAAAUCACUGUAGAAAAAGAAUGUACAGUACUCAGGGAGUUCAAAAGAAUGCACUUACAGAGGGACCAAAAUCACUGAAAAAUGUCCUGUGUUAAAAGUAACACCUACUUACCUAAACUAAAUUUUAAGUCAUCAACAGAAGUUAAAACAUCACAUACGACUCCUCAUCUAUAUAACACGUAUGACUCCUCAUCUAUAUAAUUCAUGAUAUCUUUGUAGUAAUUAUAUUCUGGGUUGAGUUGUGAGAAUCUAAAUCAGAUCAGUGGAUCUUUUUUCUUAAAAAUGAUUUAUUGAGCAUUUUCUUUCUAUAAGCUUUAACAGAAAGGGAGAAUUUAUGCCAUCAUAGCUGUAUUAAUAAGUUAUCUAUGCCGGUAGUGACUGGACCAAAUAUUGAUUUGCAGCCUUGUGAUGCAGACUAAGGCUUGCUUUUAAAUUUAAGUCUUUAAUGAGUGAGAAAUAUAAUUUACUUUCUUAGUGGUUUAACUUAAAGCCAACUUCAUUUACACUAAAACCUCAGUUCCACUGUGAGACCUGUGUGUACAUUGCCCUUUGUAGGUGCAGAGAUGACCUAAUUCCAGCAGCUGCUGGCUAUGUGCAAGUAAAAAGGUUCUUCUGGACCUAUCUCAAAGAAUAUUUGGGCAGAAAACAAACAAACAAACAAAAAUACAAAAAACAAAACAACCCUUUUCUUUUUCUUCACUAUUCUUAGUCUUUUUUGUCCCAACCUCAUUUCUUAAUAUACGUAUGGGGCGGCAAAAAUCUAAUCCUGCUUGACUAAUUCUAGGGGCUUAAUAAUAUGUAGCUCACUCUGAAAGUAAUGCCUCCUAUUUAUUUUCAUGGAAACUACAACAUAUACAAACAGCACAAUAACACUUUAAUAGAGCAAGUUCUCAGCUACAAAGCACUAUUUUUCACCACAGCCGCCACCAUCAGCUAUGCAUUCUCAACAGUAAUGAACAAGAGCAUGCAUGCCACAAUUGUAAAAAUCUGUAGCGUUGGAGGUGACCCACUGUUACCCAGCUACUAUGAUGCAGCAUUGAAAAUGUUGCCUACACAGUCCAUCUUUCAUCAGCUUCAACAGAUGGAAAUCAGAAGGCCCCACAUCCAGACUACGUGGUGGGUGUGGUAGGACAGUCCAGCCAAGAUUGGCAGUGUGAUCCACGGUCUUCAAACAGGUAUAGGGCCUGGAGUUAUCAUGUAACAGGAGAAAGGUUGUCAUCUUCUCUGGCCUGACUCUGGAAGUUAGAGGCUUCAGCUUAGUCUGCAUCAUGAUGUAUGGGUCAGAGCUGAUGGUUUGUCCAGGUUCCAGGAAAUCCAGAUGGAUCACACAUUUCAUAUCCCAAAAAACAUUACUGUACCUGCUGAGAGCUGUGUCUUGACUUUUUCUUUGAUGGGGAAUUCACAUCUUGCUGCUCCAAGGACUGCAUUUUUGACUCUGUCUCUUAGUGCUGACACCACAUCUCAUCACUGGUAAUGGUGCAGUCUAGGAAACUGUCACCUUCAGGGUCAUAUUUGUUCAGUAGGUCUUGACAAACUUUCAUACCAUGUUCUUUCUGUUCCUGUGUGAGCAUCGGUGGCACCCACCUGGUGCAAACUUUGUGAUAUUUCAACGUUAUUUCCAACAUAUUGAAGCAGAUAUUUAUUCUAUACAGUUUCCUGAUUAUAAUCUGCUGAUUCACGUGGAUGAAUUUCGUAGUGUGACAUCUGUGCGUAGCCAUCUGGAAUGUGGCUUGUCUUCCGUGUCACUGUCACCACUGCUGAAACGCACCACCUACCACUUCACUGUGCUCACAUCCACUGUUGGAUCUCCAGGAACGUUCUGCAAGUGUUGUAUAUCAGUGAGUGCCAUUUUUUUUCCACAUGGAGGAAUUCAGUUCCACGCCAUUGUUUUGUCUGCACUUCCAUGUGUCACAGUGACACCAUUGUGUCACAGUGCCCCUCUGCAGCCAUCUGUUACACAGCAACAAAAUGGUGUGGAAUAUGGGUGGGAAGGUUCAACAUCUACUGUCAUACCACCAACAUCCAUCUCUGAUGUUGUAGACCAACGUAAUAAAACAGGAGGCAUUACUUUUGGAGCAGCCCUUGUAGCAUGUGGUAUUUUACUACAAGGGCUUGUCUGGGAAAUGGAUGUGGUUCUGGGAAUCUGGUCUUCCAUGAUUCAAGUGUAGUAAAUGGAUGUUACUCAAGACUUAAUUAGAAAUCAUGGUAUGGAUGGAGGUGUUUCAAGUUAUGUUUCAGGUCUGCAUUUAAGCAACUUCUGAGUUCUGUGGGCAAAGCAACUGCUAGUGAAGGCUUUGGUGUGUAUUGACACUUCAAACAUUAAGAAGCAGAUCAUUUUUACGUGCUCUGCUUUUAAGCUCCUGUUUAUCUCCAGCUGUCCAACUCUGAAAGAUAUUGUUCAGGAUUGUGAAACUCUCACUUGAACUGUUGGCUAGAGCCUCCAUGCAGUCAUGUCUUCAAGAAGCUGGCUGUAACCUUUUGAGCUUUAGAAAUGAUUGGAAUUUGCUUGGGUUUAUAACAGGGGGGUAUGUGAGAAUGUUUUGUUAAUUCGUGUUUCUACCAUGUUUUUAUUGUUUCAAAUGUGAAUUGGAGGCUUAUGUUCUCUUUUCCACUGCAGUGGAGCUCGUGAGGCAGUUAUUUUUGUUAUGUUCUGUGUCAGAGGGGUAUUUUCUGUUUUACUGAAAGUUUUGGAUUGUUUGGUUUUAGUAUUUAGCUCCAGAUUGUUAAGUGUUAAAAUAAAAGCAAAAGUAACCUGGGUAAAAAGGGGGAGGAUUUUAAAAGCAUCUUUCAUUUGUCAAGAAGAAGGUAAGUUGCGAUCUUUGACUGCUAAGUUUGAGGGGGGUUUUGUCUAUUUCCACCCCAUCCUUCAUGCAACACCUGCAAAUCUGAUCUGAUAUGUUGAACCUUAACAUAUGACCUCCUUUAAAAUCACAAGUGUUCUUGCCUUUUCUUAAGAAGGUGGACAUAGUGAGUUACAGUCUAGUUUAUUCGUGCUUAUAGCAAAAAAUUAUCGGCUUCGCUUCUUAAUUUAGCAUCUAACUUCAGGAAGGAGUUUUAUUUCCAAAUGAGCCAGAGUGGAUAAAAAGCGUAGUGCUUCUGUGAGUUGUUUGAACGCUGCCUCUUGCCAUUCAGCGCGCUGCUAUCUCUGUUAAUGGAACGGAUAAUUCUUUUCAGACUACUACGUAAGGAAAAAAUAGCUUAUAUUUUCCUCACGAGGUGUUGGCAGUGGUUUCACAGUGGGAGGUAUUGGGCUGAAAAAAACCCUUUUGAAAUUCUUUCCCCUUUGAUUCAGCUGGAGGGAGGCAGUAUGUAAUUUUUCAAAGGAUCUGCUAUUUCAGAAGGCACUACCACGGAGAGGGGCUGGUAGCUGUGUAUCACGUACCUGGCAACCUGCUUUUCUUACCUCCUCUGAAACAUACGGAUGCCCCACUUUCUGCAGCGUGGUAGCAGACCUGUUCACAUUAGAUCUAAGGGUUUGUGACUUCAGUAUUUCUCUGGUCUCUGAGGUUUGCAGCCAUUAUUUCUUACAGACCUCCUGCCUUACAAACACAAGGGCUGCCUUUUUUCCUGCCGAUAAUACAGUACAUAUUUGCGUCGGGAACAAAGCACUGAUGCUCAGGAAGUGAAGGAUAACAUUCAGCAGGUACAAAUGAAAGAAUGAAAAGAAAAACACUGCUUAGCUCAUUAUGUCUGUUCUUUUGUGAAAUGAAGGUAAGUGUUACGGGGAGAUGCAAAUGACCCUACGAAUAAAUUUCUUCCGCCUUUGUAAAGGACAAGGUCUUUUUAGAAAUAGAGAUGAUCACAUUUGUAGAGGUGUUUUGCCUUUUAAAGGUAUUUUCUCUUAGAAAAGUAGUGAAUUGGACCCCUCAUUCUUGUAACGCUUCAAAUGUGGACUUUACACGUGUGAGCAGUCCAAUAUAAAGGAUGCAUAAAGCUCUAAGUUACUUAAAAGAAAGCAUAAAGGCAUAAACAUGAUUAAACGUGUGCCUAAGUGAUUACAGGGUUUGGUAAUCAAAGAAAACAUCCGGCCUGUUCUUCAUUUAGUAACCAAUACCUGGUGAAGUUACUUCAGUCAGCGUGGUCUGACACACUGAAGGAAUAUGGGAGAGAACAGAACGGGGAGAUACGUGUAAUCCAUUUAGAAUAGAGCUUGCCAGUGUCCUGUAGCUAAUGCGUUGAGGUUUUAAUGUUUGUAAAGCAAUUUGAAGCUGCUUAAAAUAAAUAUUAAUGACUACUUUUGCAUCUGUACUCUAUUUUUGGAUGUUUGUAAACAGUUGAGAUUUUCCCUUUGCGUGGGCAAACUUUAUAAAAGCAGCCGUGUGGCAGGUGGCAGAGAAACCUACUUUGUGCAAAGCUUCACUGGAUCUCUACUAUUUUUAUUUUUCAUUUCCCAAAUUAAUGUUUAGAUAGUCUUUUAAAAUAGCUUUCCGUGGUCAAAUACCUUUGGAUUAAUAUUGAGUUGGUAGCUAGGGGAAAACCACUUCUAUUCGCAGAUGGUAGAUGGUAUUUAUGGGGCCGGUAGAAAAAGCAUUGCUGUAAGUGUAGGAGAUACAGUGUGAUGUGGGACUGUGCUGUAGCUGUGCUUAGGGGGCUUUUAUUACCUCAGUGGAACCCACCUAACUUCUACGUCAGCUAUGGGAACAGGUGAAGGGAAGAGUGAGCUAUGUUUUUUAUUUUAAAUAUUUUUUUUUCCUAUAUAUUAUUAUUUUUUUAGAUCUUUUUAAAGUAUAUUAUUAUAUGCUGGAGAACACAAUUCUGCUAUAGUAUCCCACUUGUUUCUAGUGUACAAUAUCAGAAUGUUUGUAUUGAAAGGAAUGUAUUUGAUAACAGGAAAAGUUAUUUUCGAAGUCUGCUGUGUUUGUGUCUAGCAAUUGGAAAUACUUUUCCUAUAUAAAAAUAACAUUAUAUAUAUAUAUAUAUGUGACCUCAUAUGUACAUUUGGAUUAACUGUCUAACGACUACAUCAGGGCUGCUACAUACUUCUCUGAAACAAUUUAAGACUUGCCUCUUUUGAGCUGUUUUACAAAGCCUUUUUUCUUGUCUCUUUUUGGCAGGAGGUGAUUUUCCCUAGCUGUGGGUACAGUAUGCUCAGACUUGCAUUUGUGCUCUGUUCAGUUUUUAAACUGAAAAAGAAAAAAAAAAUAUGUAUAAAAAUGUGUAUAAAGAGAAGUGUAAAUAAAAUAUUUUUAAGCUUUAAAA